GUCAACGUGGACAAGGAGAGGACGCGCAACCGGGGCAGCCGCUGCAUUCGAUCUCCAGCAUCAUUUCUUCGCUUUUACUCUACUACAGCAGGCGCAUGCUCGGUGCGGUCUGAUCCGCCGCCUCGCUGAAGCAAUAAAUUAACUCCAGGUUCUACCGGCGCCACCAUUAAUAGCCCGCACAACGCAAUCUUCACCCCGCGAUGGAGGUCCCAGAUGAGCCCACGACGCCUUUCGCCGCCGUCAGCGCGCAGACCAGCCGGCUGCAGAGGCAAUACCAAGCACUCCUCGACCGAUUGACCCCGUUCGUCCUCUACCGGUGGCUGGGCACGGGCGCCGCCUUGUUCAUCUUCUUCCUGCGCGUGUUCCUCGCGCAAGGCUGGUACAUCGUCGCAUACGCGUUGGGCAUCUACCUGCUCAACCUAUUCCUCGCCUUCCUGUCGCCCAAGUUCGACCCGGUCAACGAUGCGCUCGACAACGACAUGGAGGACGGCGCGAUCGGCCGGCUGCCGACCAAGCAGGACGAGGAAUUCCGGCCCUUCAUCCGCCGCCUGCCCGAGUUCAAGUUCUGGCACUCGGCCACCCGCGCCAUCCUCAUCUCCUUCGCCUGCAGCUGGUUCCAGAUCUUCAACGUGCCCGUCUUCUGGCCCGUCCUGGUCAUGUACUGGUUCAUGCUGUUCAUCCUUACCAUGAGGAAGCAGAUCCAGCACAUGAUCAAGUACCGCUACGUCCCCUUCACUGUGGGCAAGGUGCGCUACAACAAGAACAGCGCGUGAGAAGACCAGGCUGCUUUUUUUUCAGACACGACCGACGGUUGCGAGGUGGGCACUUUCCUUGGGAGACUGGAGGGUGGAACGUAUGGGCACCGGCAUUUGGCGAUAGAAGGGCUUUUUUCCCCAGAAUUCUCGAUGUAUUAUGACGCAUGCUCGGAGCUCACGACGGUCUUGGGAAAAAAGCAACUCGAUGUACCCAUAUUUUAAUCAGCCCAGCAGCCUGCGGCACUGGCUUUCGGACGGGCAGGCGAGGGCGUAAUCGUUGUGUUUCGACGGGGCCGGGUUUUGGAGUAGUUAGGGAUCUGUGCGAGCGAGCGAGCGAGGAUGGUAGACGGGUUGAACACGGGGCUUUGUGCUUGUAUCGUAUGGAGUUGGUCAGUGAAGAUCACGGUCGAUUCACGGAAGGUGUGCUCCCAAAGCCGUGAUGCGAAACAGGCUAACGCUAAGGU
Thermothielavioides terrestris NRRL 8126 is the source of this 1219-nucleotide messenger RNA. RefSeq lists its product as uncharacterized. NCBI's taxonomy places the organism in Eukaryota, Fungi, Ascomycota, Sordariomycetes, Sordariales, Chaetomiaceae. The transcript has 4 exons. Gene Ontology annotation, cellular component: Golgi membrane. Gene Ontology annotation, biological process: protein retention in ER lumen; retrograde vesicle-mediated transport, Golgi to endoplasmic reticulum. Bases 201 to 773 code for a protein of 190 amino acids. The record is from RefSeq and is a predicted model, not a curated record.